Molecule: messenger RNA, 1785 nt
Organism: Sordaria macrospora k-hell
Lineage: Eukaryota; Fungi; Ascomycota; Sordariomycetes; Sordariales; Sordariaceae
Source: RefSeq, a predicted model, not a curated record
AUGCCUCUCUUUAUCCUAACAGAAACCAGUGCCGGUUAUGGCCUGUUCAAGGCGGCAGACAAGAAGCUGCUGUCCGACGACAACCUCGCCGACCGUCUCAACAGCGUUGAGAAGAUCACCAAGGAGAUCAAGUACAAGGAGUUCGCCAAGUUCGAGAGCGCCGCCUCUGCCCUUGAGGAAAUCGCCGGUGUUGUUGAGGGCAAGGUCACCCCCAAGCUGAACAGCCUGCUUGCCGAGAUUGGAAGUGAGAAGAAGGUCACCCUCGCCGUUGCUGAGACCAAGCUCGGUGCUGCCAUCAACAAGAUUCCCGGCCUCGACAUCCAGCCCGUUGCCGACUCCACCACCACCGACCUCUUCCGUGCCAUCCGCCAGUAUCUCCCUGAGCUCAUUCCUGGCAUGCUCCCCGAGAACUUCAAGGAGAUGUCCCUCGGUCUCUCUCACUCUCUCUCUCGCCACAAGCUCAAGUUCUCCCCCGAGAAGGUCGAUGUCAUGAUCGUUCACGCCGUCUCGCUCCUCGACGAGCUUGACAAGGAGCUCAACACCUACGCCAUGCGUGUCAAGGAAUGGUACGGCUGGCACUUCCCCGAGUUGGCCAAGAUCCUUCCCGACAACCUUUCUUAUGCUCGCAUCAUUGUCACCAUGGGCAUGCGCUCUAACGCCCCCACCACCGAUUUGUCCGAGAUUCUUCCCCACGAGAUUGAGGCUGCCGUCAAGGCCGCCGCCGAUAUUUCCAUGGGUACUGAGGUUUCCGAGGAGGAUCUCCAAAACAUCAAGUACCUCGCUGAGCGCGUCAUCGACUACUCCGUCUACCGCAAGCAGCUCUCUGACUACCUCGAGAACCGCAUGCGCGCCAUUGCUCCCAACAUGACCGAGCUCGUCGGCGCUCUUGUCGGUGCUCGUCUCAUUGCCCACGCUGGUUCCGUCAUGAACCUUGCCAAGAACCCCGGUUCUACCAUCCAGAUUCUCGGUGCCGAGAAGGCCCUUUUCCGUGCCCUCAAGACCAAGCACGCCACUCCCAAGUAUGGUCUCAUCUACCACGCUUCUCUCGUUGGCCAGGCUUCCGGUGCCAACAAGGGUAAGAUGGCUCGUCAGCUCGCCUCCAAGGUCGCCCUUGGUGUCCGUACUGAUGCUCUUGCCGAGUUCCCCGAGGAUGCCGAUGAUGAGACUCGCGCCAACCUUGGUAUCCGCUCGCGCGCCAAGCUUGAGAACAACCUCCGCCAGCUCGAGGGCAAGCCCAUUUCCAGCAAGGGUGUCUCUGUCGGCCCCAACGGUAUCCCCGUCGCUGCUGCCCCCAAGUGGGACAUCAAGGAGGCUCGCAAGUACAACAUCGAUGCUGACGGCAUGGCCGCUGAUGCUGAGGCUCCCAACAAGCCCCUUAUCCAGGAGGUUGAGAUGAAGGAUGCCCCCGCCGAUUCGGAUGAGGAGAUGAAGGAUGUCUCUGAGAAGAAGUCCAAGAAGGAGAAGAAGGAGAAGAAGGACAAGAAGGCCAAGAAGGAGCUCGACGACGAGGACUUUGAGCGUCUCGCCAAGGCCGCUGGCAUGUCUGCCGACAAGUUCAAGCGCCGCUUCGAGCGUGGCCAGAUCAGCAUCAAGGAGGACGGCACCCUCGAGGUUCUCAGCAAGAAGGACUUCAAGGGCAAGGCCGAGGAGGUCGAGGAGGAGGCUGAGGAGGAGAAGCCCGCCAAGAAGUCCAAGAGCUCCAAGCGCAAGGCUGAGGCCGAGGAUGAGGAGACAACGAAAGAGGAGAAGCCCAAGAAGAAGAAGAAGAAGUCCAGCAAGGAGUGA